AUGGGUGCUUUGGCAACGAAAGCUUUAAGACCGAUUAAAUCUUUUAACAUUGAGAAUCGCGCUCAUCGAGUGAUCUCUCGAGAAAAACCGACUCCAGCCCCGAGAUAUCCUACUAAUAUUGAAGAUUUAAAGAGAGCACUUGAAGCUGAUCCUGAUUUGGAUGAGAAAUUGAACACAAAAGAUGAAAACUUGGAUAAUAGAUUGAAGGAAGUUUAUGUAACCUCUUUGGGAAUACCAGAGGACGAUAUAACUCGCAACAAGAAAAGUCGAAGUACGACGCGGCCUUUGCCUAAGGAUAGAAAAAUGCCCCCGCAAUACGAGUUUGGUUUCAAAGAAUCUGAAAGAGUGCCUUAUGGCAAAACAACAUUGAGAGAUGCUAUUAAUUUUAUUUCUGCAAACCAAACAGAUCCUAAGCAAGUGACGGCUACUGAAAUAGCUUUAAAGUAUAAACUGAGGGAAGAAGACGUUCAAAAUAUACUUAAAUAUUUUAAGACAUAUGAGGUUUAUUUGCCCGAGACAAAAACAAGCAAGGCCCUGUUUGCUGGUCCAGCAACACUGAGAAAGGAGCUAUACAAACAAGAUGUUAAAGAAAUAGGUAGUGAAAAUACUGAUAGUGAUAAAGAAGUUAAAGAAAAUAAAAAAAUUAAAAAUUAA
Arctia plantaginis is the source of this 654-nucleotide messenger RNA. The record is from the annotation of a GenBank genome assembly. Lineage: Eukaryota; Metazoa; Arthropoda; Insecta; Lepidoptera; Erebidae.